AAAAAAGCCCCAAUUGUGUGUGUCCCCACUCUACCCACCAACUUCUUGUUAUCCGCUUAUAUCUUAUCGCUUUAUCAACAGGCUGCGAGGCAAACCCCACCUUUAGCGCGAAGGAAGGUUGUUCUUGAGUUGAGUUUAUGGUUCCGGCCGUACAUUUUCUCCUUUUUCCGACCUGUCCGGCGAAAAAAGUCUAGGUGCAGCCCGCAUUUACAUCUGAAGCUCUUGCCAGGCCCGCCAUAAGGUAGCAGACUUACAAGAUACAUAUCUCGAGCUUUGCGGAAAAGCACACCGCAACACAGCAAUAACCCCUGAUAGAAUCACUUAUAACUAUUCUCUCUACAGUGUUGAAGAUGUCGUCUUUUAGUCCCACCCAAAUCUUUGAAGAGGGUACAACUGAGGAGAAGGGAGAGAAUGCUCGUCUAGCCGCCUUCGUCGGCGCCAUUGCCGUUGGUGACCUGGUAAAGAGUACCCUGGGUCCAAAGGGAAUGGACAAGAUAUUACAAUCAGCAUCUACGGCCGAAAUCAUGGUCACCAAUGAUGGCGCCACGAUCCUAAAAUCCAUAGCACUCGACAACGCAGCAGCAAAGGUCCUCGUCAACAUAUCAAAAGUCCAAGACGACGAAGUCGGUGAUGGCACGACCUCGGUAGCCGUGUUGGCUGCCGAGCUUCUGCGUGAAGCUGAGAAGCUUGUCGACAAAAAGAUUCACCCCCAGACGAUCAUCGAAGGCUAUCGCAUAGCAAGUCAGGCGGCUCUACAGGCGCUAGAGGGCUCGGCGGUAGACCACAGCAAGAAUCCCGAGGCCUUCAAGAAGGACCUACUCGCUAUUGCAAGAACAACCCUCAGUUCUAAGGUGCUCGCCCAAGAUAGAGAUCUCUUCUCCAAGCUGGCCGUUGAAGCGGUGUUGCGGCUUAAGGGUUCUUCGGACCUCAGCCAUAUCCAGAUCAUCAAAAAGGCCGGAGGCAAGCUAAGCGACUCGUACCUAGACGAAGGGUUCAUCCUUGACAAAAAGAUCGGCGUGAAUCAGCCUAAAAGGCUAGAGAAUGCGAAGAUACUGGUCGCCAAUACGUCUAUGGACACAGACAAGGUCAAAAUAUUCGGCGCGCGUAUGAAGGUCAGUUCAACCGGCAAGCUGGCCGAGCUCGAGAAAGCCGAAAAAGACAAGAUGAAAGCGAAGGUAGACAGGAUCAAGGCACACGGUAUCAACUGUUUCAUCAAUAGACAGUUGAUAUACAACUGGCCAGAGCAGCUCUUUACCGACGCUGGUAUUAUGUCCAUCGAGCACGCUGACUUCGACGGCAUCGAACGCUUAGCUCUAGUUACCGGUGGUGAGAUCACAUCGACAUUCGACCACCCGGAGCAGGUGAAACUAGGGCACUGCGACCUAAUCGAAGAGAUCAUUAUCGGAGAAGACACUCUUAUAAAGUUUUCUGGUGUGGCCGCAGGUCAAGCUUGCACCAUCGUCCUUCGGGGUGCUACGGAACAGUUGCUAGAUGAGGCAGAGCGUUCACUACACGAUGCUUUGGCCGUCCUCUCUCAAACUGUCAGGGAGCCGAGGACCACGCUGGGCGGUGGGUGCGCCGAGAUGCUUAUGGCUAAGGCGGUGGAAGGCGCCGCGACCCGGGUUGAGGGUAAAAAGCAAAUGGCUGUAUCUUCGUUCGCCAUAGCUUUACGGCAGCUCCCCACGAUCCUUGCCGACAACGCAGGACUAGACUCUAGUGACCUUGUCGCAAGAUUACGAAAAGCCAUAUAUGACGGUAUGUCAACGUAUGGCCUAGAUCUAACGACGCCCGGCGGUGGAAUAGCAGAUAUGCGAGAUCUUGGAGUGAUCGAGAGUUACAAGUUGAAGAAAGCAGUUGUAUCAUCGGCAAGUGAAGCCGCAGAGCUACUUCUAAGAGUGGAUGAUAUAAUUCGCGCGGCGCCACGGAGAAGGGAAAGGCAUUAAAUGGAUGGCACGCGCGUAUAAGGAUGUAAAAGUAUCAUAGGCCAUGCUAUAGACUAUGCAAAUACCCAUCAUAAUGAGAUACAGCAUAGUGCUCCGGACCAAUGAUUUAAUAAUUAAAAACCAAGACUUCAUUACGUAUAGGAACCACGAAGUUCUAGAUGUAGAUGUUGUAGCUAUCGUCGAAAUAAGUUCCAAGAGA
Molecule: messenger RNA, 2142 nt
Organism: Daldinia loculata
Lineage: Eukaryota; Fungi; Ascomycota; Sordariomycetes; Xylariales; Hypoxylaceae
Product: chaperonin Cpn60/TCP-1 family
Exons: 4
Coding region: 351-1943 (530 amino acids)
Biological process (GO): protein folding
Cellular component (GO): cytosol; chaperonin-containing T-complex
Molecular function (GO): ATP-dependent protein folding chaperone; ATP hydrolysis activity; ATP binding
Source: RefSeq, a predicted model, not a curated record